AUGCGCGCUACCACAUUCACUCUCAUCGCUGCUGCCACUCUGGCGGCUGCCCAGACCGGCGCUGUUCCCGACUGUGCCAAGUCCUGCGUCCUCCAAGCUCUGCCCGCCAGCUGCAAGUUCAACCCCGAAUGCAUCUGUAGCGACACUGCUUUCAUCAGCACCAUCUCAUGCUGUGUCCUGACCGCUUGCGACACUUCCGGCCAGCAAGCCGCUCUCGCCUACGCCAAGCAGGUCUGCGCUCCCGUUGGCGUGACCAACCUCCCUACAGCAGCCUCCUGCGCCGCUACUGCUGCGUCAUCAGGCACCAGCGCCGCCUCCGCUGCAACCGCGACAGGAAGCUCUGCCUCCUCUGCCCUUUCGUCAGCAAGCCAAAUUCUCUCUUCCCUCGCCUCGUCCGCCAGCCAGAUUUCGUCCUCGCUAUCUAGCAGUGCAAGCAGUGCUGCUUCGAGUGCAAGUAGCGCUGCCUCAAGCGCUAGCAGAUCUGCCUCGAGUGCUGCUUCAAGCGCAAGCUCCGCCGCUUCAGCACAGUCGACCGGUGCUGCCCCUACCUUGAGCCCUAUGGGUAUCGCUGGUGUUGCCGCUCUUGGUGCUUUCGCCCUUCUGUGA
Molecule: messenger RNA, 606 nt
Organism: Aureobasidium namibiae CBS 147.97
Lineage: Eukaryota; Fungi; Ascomycota; Dothideomycetes; Dothideales; Saccotheciaceae
Exons: 3
Coding region: 1-606 (201 amino acids)
Source: RefSeq, a predicted model, not a curated record